Penicillium waksmanii is the source of this 2073-nucleotide messenger RNA. RefSeq lists its product as uncharacterized. The record is from RefSeq and is a predicted model, not a curated record. Lineage: Eukaryota; Fungi; Ascomycota; Eurotiomycetes; Eurotiales; Aspergillaceae. The coding region runs from base 1 to 2073 and encodes 690 amino acids. The transcript has a single exon.
AUGGGCAACUCAUCCUCCAGCCUUACGAAAGAUGAGACUCGCCGUGUAAACCGACUAUCAAAACCCUUGACAAAGAAACUCUCCACUCUGAACGCUCCUCAACUUCCUCCUAUCGAAACGGAUGGUCCGGAACUAGCUUCGGGAUUGAUUGGAUGGCAGAACCCAUGGGUUAGUUCAAACAUCUCCAAGGAUUUUAAAAACAAACCUGCCAGAAAACGAGAGUCCCUUCCUGCUUUGACUGAGUCUAAGUCCGAAACUUCACUGGAAUGGAAUGUGACGAGGCACUCUGUUGAUGUAUCUCACCCUCAACCUUCCAAAGCUCAAGAUGUUGAGCCUAUCUCGCCUCUCUCACCUCGACAUGGCUCGCUCUCGGCCAGUCCAUCUGUAAGAAGAGCAUCAUGCCAAACGGAAAGUCUGGCUACCUCAUCAAAGCAAUCAUUGGAUUUGGGAAGGGGAAGGCCAAAGCGAGCGAAUUCAAUCCAGACUCCUCUUCAGAGACAUCGAAGUGCGAUCUAUGGGGAUAAGGCUCACGAAGCAACCUCAUCCAAUACUCAUUUCACGGUUGGCAACCAACGCUUCUCGCUGACUCGUCGGCGUUCUCUCCUGACACGACCCGGUAUUGCAACUCGACGCUCAACCGCCGCCGUAACACGACGAUUUCCGUCACCAAUAGGAGAGCCAGAGUGCUCUACUGAAGACUCUUCGGAUUCAGAUACGCUACAAUGGCCACUGCCUCCUCGACAUAGAGCUUCACUCCCUGUCUCGUCAUCAAUGAGACCAACCAGUCCGACAGAUCCCCGGUAUACCCAACUUGGAGCGUUGAAGCUGGGAUCCUUGCGAGUUGUUAAUGGCUCUGCCUCCCCGUGCCCAAGUGAGCGAAUCCCACUUGGUCAAACACAGGUUGUCGGAGCUGGCGCGGCUCCUCUACAUCGCCUCGAAGCUAUGCGCUCCAAGGGAGCUCCACUGCAGAUUCCUGCCGUUCCAGACCUACAGAAAUCCGACGAUGUCCCCGGAAGUCCAUUCUCAUUCGAAAAGUCACCAACCAUCACUGUAUUGCCUCGACAUAAAACCAUCUUCCCUAUUGAAGCGGAAGACGAGGGCAUCGGUAUGUGCGACGAGGGCACUGGCCUUAACCAGUCCGAAAAGAACACUGCCACCAUCAACCGCAGCACAUCCAGGUCUCUCAACAAAACCGAUAGCGGCUACAGUUCUGCAACAUCCAUGCACUCUAUUUACCGGAGUCGAACGCGGGCCUCAUUCGAUUCCCAAACGUCUGGUUCUUGCACUGCGGACAGCACAAAGGGUAUUGGUAUUACCGGCGACGGUGCUAAUGAGCAAACAUGCGAUCUUCGCAAUGAGAAAAUCCAGAGACAUGCCAGUCUCCAAGAGGUGAAACCGGGCAAUUUCUCUCAACUGUAUCCCAAUUCUACUCGCUGGUACGAUUCCAGUGCUCCGUCCAGCCAAUCUUCCGGAUCAAGAGCACGUCGGUCGACGCUCUGCGCUCCUCGGAAUACGGAAUACCCGUUCCCUGUACAAACUGGGCCCGGUCCCGGUCCCGGUCCUGCUCCUGCUCCAUACGCCUCCUAUCAAUCAUUCUUAUCGAGCUCACCAUCCUCAUUCGUCUCACAAGAUGAGCCAACUCUUUCCACGCGAGGCCCUCUUUACGGAGACACGUUCUCUACAAGUACAUUGAAUGUUCUACAUGAUCAUGAUUCGAGCUCGACAGCAACGCUGGAAACACUAAUCGGUUGCCAACAACAACAAUCUGGCAGUUUAACAAAGACUACCUCCGCUCGCUCCAGGUCCCGAAGCAGAAGCAUGCAUAGCAAAGGCAGCCGAGCAAGGCGACAUGACUCGAUCAUCGAAAUUCCCAAAUUACCCACGAUUCUUUCUCCGGAUCAUCUUCAGUCUGAGAAUACUGAGGAAGAGAUGGAAAUGCCUAUUCCCACCUCCACCCGCGAGACCUAUCGUGGCCGGCCCCGAAGCCGCAGUCAAGACUAUCGGCGUCGCAAGUUAACGAAGACGCGUCCUCAACCUGAUGUUCAUAUCACGACCUCCUCUUAUGCACUUUAG